This is a messenger RNA of Hordeum vulgare subsp. vulgare (domesticated barley), 1611 nucleotides long. RefSeq names its product basic leucine zipper 6-like. Lineage: Eukaryota; Viridiplantae; Streptophyta; Magnoliopsida; Poales; Poaceae. Bases 367 to 1167 code for a protein of 266 amino acids. Gene Ontology annotation, cellular component: nucleus. The record is from RefSeq and is a predicted model, not a curated record. Gene Ontology annotation, biological process: positive regulation of DNA-templated transcription. Gene Ontology annotation, molecular function: DNA-binding transcription factor activity; DNA binding. The transcript has 4 exons.
UCCUUCCCGCGCGCAUGCACCACCCCUCCGGCCAAGCUAGCUGGCUCAGGCUGUCCUCAUGUUCCAAAAGUCUCGUCCCAUGUGACUCCCCGAUUCCAAUUCCCAUCAAUCUCCACUCCAUCCCCCAUCAGCCCAUCUCACCUCACCCAAGCAAGCAAAGUGUAGUAGCGAGCGGCGGCCACUCUCUCGAUCUAUGCCUCGUCUGCUACUUAUAAAACAAAGCUCUACGCGCGCCGGCACAUCGAUCGCAUUACGCAGCUCGCUGGUUGGUUACGUUGAGCGGCUAGCUAGCCUUGCCGGAGCUAGCUAGGAGCUACUAGCUGUUGCGCAUUGCCGGGCCAGCUCGUCCGCUCUCGACCGUACGUAAUGGCGCAGCUCCCGCCCAAGAUCCCGAUGGCUGCCGGGGCGCACCACUGGCCCGGCGCCGGAGCCGGCGUGGAGCACCACGGCCACGGGCCCGCCGUGGUGUGGGCGGACGAGUUCGCCGAGUUCGCGGCGGCGCGCCGGGGCGCGCACCGCAGGUCGCUGAGCGACUCGGUGGCCUUCGUGGAGAUGGCUCCCGGGGGCUGCGGCGGGGCCGGCGACUUCGACAGGCUGGACGACGACCAGCUCAUGUCCAUGUUCCCCGACGAGGGCGGGUCGACGGCCCCCGGGUCGGAGAACGGCACCAGCGACAGCGACGGCAAGGAGCGGUACGACGACGGGCAGAACGACGAUGCUAACCCGGAGGAGCCUGGUGGGCCGGGGCAAGCCACGCCGACCUCGUCCACGGAGACGAUCCGCGACCCCAAGAGGGUCAAGAGGAUACUGGCUAACCGCCAGUCGGCUCAGAGAUCUCGGGUGAGGAAGCUGCAGUACAUCUCCGAGCUCGAGCGGUGCGUCACAACGCUGCAGAACGAGGUGUCCGUGCUGUCUCCUCGGGUGGCCUUCCUGGAUCAGCAGCGGACGAUCCUCACCGUCGGCAACAGCCACCUCAAGCAGCGGAUCGCGGCUCUGGCGCAGGACAAGCUUUUCAAGGACGCUCAUCAGGAGGCGCUCAAGGAGGAGAUCGAGAGGCUGCGGCAGGUGUACCAGCAGCAGAACCUCAGGAUGUCGUCCGGCGCGGGCGCGGCCUCCGACCACGGCGGGCCGCCACCUGUGCGCGCGGAGAAGGAGCUCAUGAGCUAGCCGAGCGAUCAUGGCAUGCCCCUUCCGCCACGCCGCCGCAGCAUCAUUGACCUGUGAGCGGGAGGGAAACAUGGCAUCAAUGCAUGAAUGAAACCGUCCAUGCCUUUUUUCUUGUUCUUGUUCUUGUUUUUUUUUUUUUUUACCCAUUGACCUGUAUCAUUUUUUGCAUACCGAUUUCGUUUUUUUUUACUGUGAAGGAAAAAAAAAACAAAGUGUAGCUUCGUUGUAAAUUUUGUGUGUAGCAUUGCAUCCUGUGUACGUAGACUGUUUUCGGUUUAGUUUUGGAGCCGUCGUUUUUUAGGAAAGUUUUUCUUUUUUUGGAAACCACAUAAGCACAACUCUUGCUUUGUAUCCUCGUACUGAUUUUAGCGGAAUUGCUCUAUGUAUUGUUCUGAAUCGUUUGUUUCCCGGUAAAUGUAUGUGUGUCCAUAGGGCUUAUGCUUC